GAGAGAGGGAGAAAGAGAGUACGUCACCGACGUCGCGGCGACCGCGCCGAAUUUCUCGGAUUACAUAAACCCAAAUAAUCCCGUGAGUCAUUCUAAUUCUGGUCGUCGGGGUUGCACCGCUUUCCCGCUCGUCUCUCCGCCUCCCUCCCCCCCUCUCUCUCUCUCUCUUUUCUACUCUUCCCGCUACAUUUCAGCCCUCACCCCGUUGUCCCCCCGCGUCUGUCUGGCACACAAAUAACUGCGACGCGUGUGUCGUCUCUCGUACACACACGAUGGCCCACUUUUCCACGUGGGUCCCGAAAUUAGAGAGCACUCCGACGACGCGCCGCUUGCCUUUUCAUUUUCGUCGCGACCAACGUGUUAAGCGCGCGCUGAUUUCGUGACGUUCUCUUCCUAAAUGGCACGGCCGACAGCGUCUGAUUAAAAGUCAUCCGCGAUGGAGCGGAAUGGAGAAACAUUUCGUGCCUUUAUCCCUCGGCCCGGCCCGGCCCGGCCGAGAACACACGCGGGGCACAUCGUCCCGAGAUCUCGCCGUCAUUGUCGUCGUUUUCACGUGCAUUUUACGCUUACGAGUUGCUACGAGACGUUAGACGCCUCGGUCCGACCAAGUUACGAGCGUAGUCGAUUCGCAGGUACUUCCGAGUACGUGAGAGAACACGGAGUGUACAUCCGUAAGAACGUCCGAUCGGGGGCGGUGGCCGCGUCCCCCUGGAAUCUAUGCCGAUGAGGCAGUGAAUGUAGCGCGGCUAAUGAAGAAAAAUGAUCGUCCGUCGCGCUACACGACACGAAGCCCGCGACAAUGUACGCCGAAGUGUAUUUUUGACCGUGGCCGACAUAGGUGAUCUUCCCACUUCCGGCGGAAACUAUCGCUGGGAAAAGGGGAUUUUCGGCUUCGUGGCUCGGGAGCCCGAGCGGAAAAUAAAUAAACGGCCGAACAUCCGCGCACGCUACGUCGCGUGUCGCCGAAGAAUGCAGCGCGCCGCGGCCCGAUGACUGCGCGGACACGUUGAAUACAUUCCGCGCUUUUAGCGAUAAUGCCGACCGGCCGCGUUUCGGUGGCCGACGUGGCCGAUCGCGGCUUUCAGCCGUCCGUCCCAGAUCUUCUAUUCACGGUCCAUUUUCACGAGACAACGACGAUCAACCACGUGUCACGGCCUCAUGCACGAGGUCGCUGGUAAUGGGAAUCGUUACGCUUUGGCUGCAACUUGAGCGUGCCAGGGCCGCAGGAGUGACCAAGCGCAAGGAGAAAGAGGAAAGAGAAAAAAAAAGGAAGACACGUGGAAUCGAGAAGCGAGUAAAGAGCUAGCUUCACUAAUGAUUAACUUUAACCUUAGAGCCGGAAUUAAUGAGAAAUAAAGAGCACACGUCGGCUUGCGGUCGCAGUUGAACCGACGCCGGUGAAAUCGGACACGAGUCGCACAGAUUUUCUCCGUUAGCAAAUCUCCGGAUCGGCAAAUCGCGGCAGAGCUCGCGGCUAGCUCGUAGCCCAAGUUACGGGGGAGGGGGGAGAGGGGAAGAGAGGGAAGUAUGUAACACGGAAGUAGCAUUAGCGGCAACGACAUACGGACGAGAUUCUUCUUGGUUUGUGCCGGCGGACGAUCGAAGAAGAAAUCUCCGUUCCAAGAUUUUUACUUGCACAACGAAGGCAACCACGGCGUACGGACUAGAUUCUAAGUUUCCCGUUCGCGGCGAACCGGCGCGUGUACAUCCCUGCAGCGCGCUGGUUUUAUCGGAUUCACACAUCGGUAUAAAAGUAGCGGCGCUACGCGAUUCGGAAACAGGUGACCCGACGAUCUCGCGCAACGAUGACGAAAGCGACGGCGGUCGUGAUUCUAAUACUGUUCUCGACUUCGGGCGUGCACCACGUCGAUUCUCUGAUGCAGGAGAGUCUGGGAAAGUUUCUCGGAUCGUUCGCCGCGUUUAAACAAGUGAGAAUACCCGAUUUGCUGAAUCAAUUGUGCAAUAGCUCGCAAGGCUCUAAUACGACGCGACGCGACGCUUGCUACGGCUGCUUCUAUCGCGCGAGCAUCCUACCGCAAGGUUAUGCUAUGUUGAUAGCAAUGUCCACGUGCGCCGACAGUUAUCUCAACAACACCAGCUACGGCCAUUGCCAAUCUUACUUGCGAAACGCGACGACUAUGCCGAAUGUGCGAGUGAGUCCUACGAUAAUAUACUGUACGUUCCUAGAAUGCGUUCGCCAAGUCAAUAAGGACAGCUUGCUCCGAGAGUGCGUCCGUGAGGCCAUGAGAAUGAUCCCCAUGUUCAACAGCACGGAGAGGCAGCUCACGCAAUUAUUCGUCAACACCACCGCCUGCGUGCUGGCAAAGACCCGUUGCUCCUACACAAACCCGGUAACCGGCGCACUCCAGGACGACGAUAUCGUCAACAAGUUGCACCUACCGACGAUGAACGCGAUCCUCGUCAACACCGAAUACGACAUCAACAUCGUGCAGUUGCCGUUUCGCCACAGCAAUGUGGACGUGUGUUCCAAGUACAGAAACGUCCAGCAGGCGACUUGGCCGAGCGUCGUGUGUUAAUUUACAAACAGAUAUUAUCGCGCCAAGAGGCUCCACUGCCGCCGCUGCCGCCGCGGCGUUAAAUGACGCGCGGAAUGGUUUUACCAAGCGACCGUUGCGGAAUGAAAUUACCGUGUGCUUGUCCGCAAUAAAGAUUGUUUCCGUUGGCGCCAACAUAUCGAUCAUUUCUACCUCUCCGCGUCGCGACUAUUAAUAAUGACCGCAGUUACGCGACUCGCGCGGAGGCACGCGCCAAGAAAACAACGCGUAUCCGCAUUCUUCGCGUUCGCGACAUCCCUCUUGAGGAGUAUCCUCGGGUCUCUUGUUUUUGCACCGGGUAAGAACGAAGUUACACGGAAGGAAGACGACGAUCGUCUGACGUACUUUGCGAUUUCGCGCGAGAACUUUGGCGACUGCUAGAUGACAUGGGAGGAUGCUAAUAGUGACGGAGGAUCGGACUAGUCAUCCGAGGUCGCGGUAUGUAUCAUCGUUUGAAAGAUGUACACAACUCUGCGGAAAUAUCCUGUUCGAGACAAUAAAGGAACGUUGCAACAAAGAAUAUGCAGACAUGUGCAACAUAAAAGAUA
This is a messenger RNA of Harpegnathos saltator (Jerdon's jumping ant), 3103 nucleotides long. RefSeq lists its product as uncharacterized. The record is from RefSeq and is a predicted model, not a curated record. Bases 1806 to 2537 code for a protein of 243 amino acids. The transcript has 4 exons. NCBI's taxonomy places the organism in Eukaryota, Metazoa, Arthropoda, Insecta, Hymenoptera, Formicidae.